AUGGGUGAAGAGAUCAAGCAGGAGGGCAAGGACGUCAAGGACGUGGAGAUGGCCGAGCAGUCCGCAGAUGCACCGCCAAAACGAGAGGCACGUCCGGAACGCCCUCUUCCGCGCUCGCUGGUGCGAAACGUGAUCAACGCUGCGCUUCGUCAGUAUGAAGCAGAGUUUGCCGGCAUUCGGGUGGUUCACGAUGGUAUGGCUGCGCUUUACGCGCCGACCAUGCUGCCUUGGAACGCGAAGGAUUUCCCUGACAUCGAUCCCGACGGUAACGGUGCGCCCGCUCCUCCCCAGCAACCACCUGCUGGUGGCGAUGGCGCCGCUCGCCGGCCGUUCAGAGGCCCACGCACGUUCGUGGCGAAGAUGAAGCUGGUGGAGACGAUCUCGACGUCAAGCUUGACGGACUACUACGCGAACCCGGAUACGAACGUCAUGCCCGUUCUUCAGGCGCUUGACGUGGUGGCUCGUCACUUGGGUGCGCAGCGUUUGAUUGCUGUCGGACGCAACUUCUUCACGAUGAAGAAGACGCACACGCUGAAGGGCGGCAAGGAACUGUGCUGGGGCUACCACCAAGCCAUCCGCCUUGCCGACCACAAGCUCCUCAUGAACGUCGACCAGGCAGCGACGGUAUUCUACUCGCCGGGUCCCUUGAUGCAGCUCGCCAUGGCAGCACUGCGUGCGCGCGGCCCUGACGAGGUUCGUGACUUGUCGGAGCGCGACAUGAAGUCGCUGGCGCGCGCACUGCGCAAGAUUGAGGUAGUCCCGACGCACCGCAAGGAUCGCAAGCGCGCGAUUUUCGGCGUCAGCGCCCAGCCUGCCAACCUCACGAUGGUGAACAUCAAGGGAGAGACCAUGUCCGUGGCCGCGUACUUCAGUGGCAAGUACAACAUGCAGCUGCGCUACCCCAACCUGCCGCUGGUUAACGUUGGCAGCAAGCGACCCGGUAAGGAAAACUGGCUGCCGAUUGAGGUGUGCGAGGUCGCUCCUGGACAGCGCUGCGCUAACAUCAACGACUUGGACACGGCGGAGAUCAUUCGCCAAACCAGUCAACCCCCACGCAACCGCCAAGAGAACAUCAUGGAGCAAGUUCGCCAGGCUGGGUUCGAGAAUGACCCGUUCCUCGCUGCCUUCGGUAUCAAGGUGGACCAGCGCCUCGAGUCGACCGAGGCGCACGUAAUUGAUGCUCCUGAUGUCCAAUACCAGAAUGUAUCGGAGCGUCCGGCCGGCGGCCAGUGGAGCCUCAACAGCAAGAGAUUUGUGGAAGGUGUUCCUGUACGCAAUUGGGGCGUGAUCGUCGCUGCUAACGCGAAUGAGCGUGAGGUCCACAACUUCAUUGGGAAACUGACGGAUCUGGGAGACCAGCGCGGGCUCCCGUUCGAAGACAAGAACCCCGUGCUGAUCCACCAAGACCAACACCGUGGCGCCCAGGUCGAAGAACUCAUGAAGAUGUGUCACCAGGAGCUCGAGCGCCGGAACGCUGGCCCGCCGCAGUUUCUGCUUGUGAUCUUGCCGGCCAAGAACUCGCCCGUGUAUGGCGACGUGAAGCGCAUGUCGGACACGGUCCUUGGCCUACCCAGCCAGUGCAUUGCCUCCGUGAACCUACCGCGUGCCAACCCGCAGUUCUGUGCUAACGUGUGCCUGAAGAUCAACAUGAAGCUAAAGGGCAAGAACGCUGUGCUGCGUGAUGAGCUCCCGCUGAUCAGCACCGCGCCUACGAUCAUCAUCGGUGCCGACGUGGAGCACCCGCGCUCGGGUAUGGGCGGUCGGCCGUCCAUUGCCGCGGUUGUAGCCUCCAUGGACCGCUAUUCGGCUCAGUACGCCACGCGCGUGGCGGCGCAGAAGGCCUCCAGCGACAUCCAGCAACUACCGAACAUGCUGCGCGAGCUGUUCCUCGCCUACUAUGAAAACACCCAGCGCAAACCGGAGCACGUGAUCUACUACCGCGAUGGUGUGAGCGAGGGGCAAAUGCACGACAUCCUGCAGAUGGAGAUGCGAGCGCUCCGCAAGGCAUUCAAGAUGAUCUCGGAGGACUACAACCCGCCCGUGACGUUCGUGGUGGUGAAUAAGCGCCACCACUUGCGAGCCUUCGCGGUGAACUCCCGUGACGCCGACCGCAAGGGCAACGUGAUGCCUGGCACCGUUAUCGACACGGGUGUGGUGAAUCCGCAUCGCUUCGACUUCUUCCUGUACGGCCACAGCGGCAUUCAGGGCACCACUGUGCCUGCGCACUACACGGUGCUGCACGAUGAGAACAAGAUGUCCGCCGAGGACAUCCAGCGUCUAACAUACCACCUGGGCUAUACGUUCUCGCGUUGCACGCGCUCGGUGUCUUUCGUGACGCCCGUGUACUACGCGCACUUGGCGGCCGCGCGUGCGCGCUUCUUCCUGAACGAUGGCUCGGAUGGCGCGUCCACGGUAAGUUCGUACAACUCGAACGCGUCCAACUUCGAGUUCGCUGAGGUUCACAGCAACGUCAUGAACCGCAUGUUCUACACAUAA
Molecule: messenger RNA, 2496 nt
Organism: Phytophthora sojae
Lineage: Eukaryota; Oomycota; Peronosporomycetes; Peronosporales; Peronosporaceae
Exons: 1
Coding region: 1-2496 (831 amino acids)
Molecular function (GO): RNA binding; protein binding
Source: RefSeq, a predicted model, not a curated record